Molecule: messenger RNA, 1538 nt
Organism: Branchiostoma floridae (Florida lancelet)
Lineage: Eukaryota; Metazoa; Chordata; Leptocardii; Amphioxiformes; Branchiostomatidae
Exons: 4
Coding region: 262-798 (178 amino acids)
Source: RefSeq, a predicted model, not a curated record
AAUACAAUACAACUUCAUGGAGCUACCCCAUGCUUGGCAUUCAUGUUAUAAAGAUAUAAUUGUAGCUACAUAUUAAGCUCAUUACAGAUUAGCUUUGAACACGGUUUUGUAGCACAUCAACUCCGCCCCAUCUGUUACGGUAAAACAAUUGUCGCUCCCGGCUUUCGUAGAAUAGUCACCUUUCCUGAACUUGCAAGUAGGCGCAUCGACGUUGUCGUCAUGUAAUGUUUUUCUGAACAAGUUAAACAUUAACUUUUCAACAUGGUGGACGUUCGGAACGUUGUAUUCAGACUGGCGGUGUUCUGUGUGUGUGUUGCCGCGUGUAACGUCAGCGCUCACCCCACAAAAUACCCGGACGUGAACUUGGACGUGUACCGAGCCAAGGGCACCCCUCCCCCCUUCCUGUCGUACCACAUCCACUGCAUGUUUAUAGCAUAUAACAACGACAGUAUCGCCGCCGCAUUGAAGCUGAUGGACAGGUUCAUUCAACACUUUAACCUGACCAACACCAAGCCGUGUGAGGGGCUGUUUCACCAGGGUAGACUCUGUGUGUUUGAUGUUGACUACACCAACACUGGGCCCACAGAUCCCUUCGUGUCUGCAAACUGGGCAGUCUUUGUCCCACUGGAAUGGUACGCAAAAACGGUGCCCUGGGUGAUGCAGAACCGAGGUGACCAGGACAUCCUGGUACAUCCCAACUCAGGGGCGGAGGUCAGCGACCACACACGCUGGGCGCUCUGGAUGGGUGACAAGUGGCCCCUCAAUUCUGCUUGCUUCACCAACCAGACUGUGUUCUAGGGUCACAGCCUUCUGUCUUUUAAUACACACUGUCAUAGGACAACAGCCACUACAGGACAAUGAGCAGAUCAAAAUGGAAAUAUUUUUGUGUCUGUCUGAUAGAUCGUCAGGAGAGUUAAAGAGCACUGUAAAAAGAGUAUCACAAAAAGAGCAUUAUUUUGUACAAUGAAUUAUUAAAAUGGCUAUAUGUGUGUCUGAUAGACUGUGUGUCAGGAGAGCAAGGGCAUUGUAAAAAGGGCAUUGCAAAUUUGUUUCAAGCCAUUAAUUUUAAACUGUACUAAGUUUGUAAAGUCAGACAAAAGGAUUUGUUAACCAUAAUGCAUGUAACUGCUAUGAAGUGGCUUUGUUCUUAAAAUGUUUGCUAAGGUUUUACUGUGUCCAUUGCUUUAAUUGCUAUACUACAGAAUAGAUACAUGUGCAGGUUUAUACUUUAGCACAGUUACUGUAAUGUCCAUCAUAGACUUCUUCACAUUUGGUUUCAGUUCCAUCAGUCGACCACUACGUCUCACGAUGUCUUAUGCAAACAGGAAAGUUUGUCAUGAUUUUAUUCGUGAUUAGUUUUUAUGAUGUUCUUUAAGAAUGUAUACAUGGAUAGACAUGCUGAAAGUAGAGUCUUGAACUUGCAGUUUUUAAUGUUUAACCUUCUUGAGGUUUCUGCAGGGUUUUAUGCACUUAAACUACAGGUAUUUAUUUUCAGUUUUCAUGAACUUGCAAAUAGAUAAAUGAGCAGACAUGUACAA